Molecule: messenger RNA, 3688 nt
Organism: Frieseomelitta varia
Lineage: Eukaryota; Metazoa; Arthropoda; Insecta; Hymenoptera; Apidae
Gene: S1P
Product: membrane-bound transcription factor site-1 protease
Exons: 14
Coding region: 211-3567 (1118 amino acids)
Biological process (GO): proteolysis
Cellular component (GO): Golgi apparatus
Molecular function (GO): serine-type endopeptidase activity
Source: RefSeq, a predicted model, not a curated record
UUUAUUUUAAGAACGUUGAGGUUAUGACAUCAAAACAAGAUUUUAACAAUAAAAAAGACGUCUUUAUGUCACUUUUCGAUUUCUUAAAUAUUAAAUAAGAAAUUGCUAUAUUACCUUGUUAUUGUUUGAAACAUUUACAAAAAAAAAGUAUGGACAAGGAAAAUACAAUUUAAUAAAUUAUGUCUUUCUACUACGUCUGAUAUUAAUAGUAUGAAGCCACAUACAUGUUGGCUAUAUGUCUCUUUGUUAUUACUACUUAAUAUUGUGAUUGAAUCAUCCCAUAAUCAAGUAAACUCAUUAGAAAACAAUAAUUCUAUAAACUCUGAACUCAAUAAUAUACCUAAAUUAUCAAGUCAUGACAAUGGCCUUGCACAAGUAAAGGUCCAUUUUGUUAGCAGAAUUGUUGAAAAUGAGUACAUUGUUGCAUUUAAAGGCUAUUAUAAACCACAUACACGUGAGAAUUACAUAAAAGCUGCAUUAAAUUCAUCUGGUAUCCAUAAGUGGAAAAUUUUAUUUCGUGACAACUUAGCUAGCAACUAUCCAAGUGACUUUGAUGUUGUCCUAUUGGAAGAAACAGACAAAUAUAAUGGUCUUGAUGCUUUAACUGAUCAUCCUCUCAUUAGAAGAGUAACUCCUCAGAGGCUUGUACAAAGAAGUUUAAAGUUUGUCAACGCAUCAGAAGAUGCAGAUUUUCUAGAAUAUAAAAAUUUCAAAAGAAAAAUCAAUAAUUAUAACAAUCAGUUUUGGCAGUCAACUAAUCGUCAUACAUCACGUAGAUUAUUAAGAGCUAUACCAAGACAAAUUACAAGUAUACUCCAAGCUGAUGCUCUAUGGGGUAUGGGUGUUACUGGAAAUGGAGUCAAGGUAGCAAUAUUCGAUACAGGACUAGCAGCUAGUCAUCCACAUUUUAAAAAAAUUAAAGAACGUUCAAAUUGGACAAAUGAAAAGACGCUAGAAGAUGGUCUAGGUCAUGGCACAUUUGUAGCUGGAGUUAUUGCAUCAUCUUGUAUAGAUUGUCUUGGUUUUGCACCAGAUGCUGAACUUCAUAUAUUUCGUGUUUUUACUAAUACCCAGGUAUCAUAUACAUCAUGGUUUCUGGAUGCAUUCAACUAUGCUAUUCUUACAAAAGUUACAGUAUUGAAUCUUAGUAUUGGAGGACCAGACUUUAUGGACCAUCCAUUUGUUGAUAAAGUGUGGGAAUUAACAGCAAACGGUGUAAUUAUGGUUUCUGCAAUUGGUAAUGAUGGACCUUUAUAUGGUACCUUAAAUAAUCCUGCGGAUCAAAUGGAUGUCAUUGGGGUAGGUGGAAUUAAUUGGGAGGAUCAAAUAGCAAGAUUUUCAUCACGUGGUAUGACAACAUGGGAGUUACCAUCAGGAUAUGGAAGAGUAAAACCUGAUUUAGUCACAUAUGGCUCAGGUGUGCGAGGUUCUGCAUUGCAAACAGGUUGUAGAACUUUAUCUGGAACUUCAGUUGCUAGUCCUGUUGUUGCUGGAGCUGUGGCUCUUUUAGCCAGUGGAUUUGUAAAAGCAGAUGGAUCUCAAUCUGUUAAACAAAAAAUAACUCCAGCAAGUAUGAAACAAGCAUUACUUAUUUCUGCACGUCGUUUAUCAGGAGUUGGAAUGUUUGAACAAGGUGCUGGAAAGUUAGAUCUUUUACGAGCAUUUCAUUUCCUACGAUCAUAUACACCGAUCGCUACAUUAAGCCCGAGCUAUAUAGACUUGACUGAAUGUCAGUAUAUGUGGCCAUACUGUACACAAGCUGUAUAUCAUACUGGUAUGCCUACAAUUGUAAAUAUAACUAUAAUAAAUGGCUUGGGAGUAUCUGGUCAUGUAACAGAUCUUGUAUGGCAUCCGUAUACCGGUAAUGGUAACGGUGAGCGGAUUGAUGUAUCAGUAACUUAUAGUGAUGUUCUUUGGCCAUGGUCUGGAUGGUUAGCAGUUGCUAUAACAGUUCCAUCAUCAGCUCGUAGUUGGCAAGGCAUAGCACAAGGUCAUAUAUCUAUUACAAUUGAAUCACCACCGAGUAAUGGAGAAGAAAAAGUAAGACAAUCUAAGAUAGAAUUGCCUUUGAAAGCAAAAGUUAUUCCUACGCCUCCUCGUCAUAAACGUAUUUUAUGGGAUCAAUUUCACAAUUUGCGUUAUCCCCCGGGAUACUUCCCACGAGACGAUUUACGUGUGAAAAAUGAUCCACUUGAUUGGAAUGGCGAUCAUAUUCAUACUAAUUUCAAAGAUAUGUAUCAGCAUUUACGUAAUGCUGGUUACUAUUUAGAAGUACUUGGUGCUCCAUUCACUUGUUUUAAUGCCAAAAAUUAUGGUACCUUACUCAUUGUUGAUAGUGAAGAAGAAUUCUUUCCUGAAGAGAUAACUAAAUUAAGGAAAGAUGUAGAAGAAGAAGGUCUCUCUGUAGUCAUAUUUGCAGAUUGGUACAACGUUACUGUUAUGAGGAAAGUAAAAUUUUAUGAUGAGAAUACUCGGCAAUGGUGGAUACCAGAUACAGGAGGUGCAAAUGUACCAGCUUUGAAUGAUUUAUUAUAUUCUAAUUGGGGGAUUGCAUUUGGUGAUCAAGUACGCAAUGGUCAAUUUAUUCUUGGUCAACAUCCACCUGUAACUUUUGCUUCUGGUACUACAAUUACUCGAUUUCCAAAAGAUGGAGUUAUUCUUUAUGCAGAAUUACAUGAUCAAGGGCAAGAACUUUUGCUUGAAUCGGAAUCAAGAUCUACGAUGGCUGUGCCAAUUCUUGGACUUUUCCAAACCAAUGGUCAUGUAAAUAGGGAAAUGUAUAAUGACAAUUACAAUAAAAACGAGAUAAUGGAGAAAGAAAAUAUAGAAAAAAAUAAUAUGAAAGAUCAAUCAAAUGUUAUAUCAGGCAGAGUUGUAGUAUAUGGUGAUUCAAAUUGCAUUGAUGACAGUCAUUUACAGAAACCUUGUUUCUGGAUGCUCGAUGCUAUAUUGGAAUAUACAACAACGGGACAUAUCGCAGCUGUUUUUACAGACGAAAGUCAAACUAAGACGAAACUUCUUGAGAAAUCUAGUAUUUUAGACAGUAAUGAAUUACCACAACGUAUGGAAGGAAGUUACUUAAAGCGUCAUAGUAAAGUGUUACUGCCUGAAAAUACUAAUGCUGGUCAUAUUAGACCACUUUCAUCUUGUCCUACUAUUACUCCUGCUAUUCCAAAACCUUUAAAUGAAUCUGUUCCCAUAAAUCUCUAUAAACCUCAAAAACUAUUAUCUGUUGGAGACACAAUAGUUGCUAUAAAUCCAGUUUUACAAGAUUCAAGUCCAUUGUGGCUCAGAAGACGUGUUGGAGGUGCAAAUAUUCCUACAGUACAUAACGCAGAGCGAAAUAAUAUUGAUGAAUUAAAACAAAAUGAUCAAGAUAAUAGUAUAAUACUUACAAGUAAGUGGAGUUACAUGGCAGGAAUAAUAAUUGUAGGAAGUAUUUUUUUCUACUUAUUAAAUCGAUGGAAUUGCUUAAUAACAAAAAGGCAUUCUCGAAGAAAACGAACAGUCGGUAGAUUACGCAGAGUUAUUCAAACAAUUUCUCUACGCAGAGUGCCUCAAAUGUGACAAACCUUCAACUAAUGCGAGAUAAUAUUCAAUUAUCUGUGGUAAACGCUUAAGAUAUAACAAACUAUAUUAUGUGCCUUUAAAUAUAUAGUACUCGAUAUAAAUUUAAAAGUUAUAUAAA